Molecule: messenger RNA, 903 nt
Organism: Vigna unguiculata (cowpea)
Lineage: Eukaryota; Viridiplantae; Streptophyta; Magnoliopsida; Fabales; Fabaceae
Product: putative calcium-binding protein CML23 pseudogene
Source: RefSeq, a predicted model, not a curated record
CCAUAAAUAACGCCAUUCUGUUUAGCGUGCAAACAAAACCCCAACAAACAAACCCUAAGCCGAGUCUUCAGGAUAGAUUUUCAUUUCUCACUCAAGAUCAAGGAGCAGUGAGACAACGCCAUGGAUGACGAGGUGCGCCAGAUCUUCAACAAGUUUGACAAGAACGGUGAUGGAAAAAUCUCGAUCACAGAACUGCGAGACAUGCUCAGCACGCUCGGAUCCAAAACAACGAAAGAGGAACUGAAACGCAUGAUGGAGGAACUCGACAAGAACGGUGACGGUUUUAUCGAUCUCAAAGAGUUUGCGGACUUCCACUGCAAUGACGUCGGAAACGAUCAGUCAAAGGAGCUCCGCGACGCGUUCGAUCUUUAUGAUGUUGACAAGAAUGGCCUCAUCACUGCGAAGGAGUUGCACGACGUGCUUCGCAAGCUUGGAGAGAAGUGUUCCCUUAGCGACUGCCGGAGAAUGAUCAGCAACGUUGACGCUGAUGGCGAUGGCAGCGUUAACUUCGAGGAAUUUAAGAAGAUGAUGGCUCGUUCUUAAACGCGACUCGAUUGUUUAAAGGUACGUUUACGUUUCGUGAUGCCAGGGUUUCGUUUAAGCAGUUGUUAGGAGAGUACGAAUUGCACAUAAAGUAACUGUUAACAUCUUUUGUACAUCCUCUACCGUGAUAUGUGGCGUGGCUUUAGGUGUUAGGUUAGGGACUGAAGAUUGAAGAACGAAGAAGUAAGAAGUAGGAAGCAGUAGUAGAAGUAAAAUUUGUAGGACUAAGUUCUCUACUUAUUAUGAUAAUAACUCUUGUUUUUCAAGGAAAACUUAUGGUUUGUUUUUUCGUAAUUCCAUUGUCACUGCACUAUUAUUUUUUUUAAAUUCGAAUCGAACUACCAUUUUCAAUUUCAUACA